AUGGAUAGAGCUGCGGAGGAAGUGGGUGAAGCACGGAAGCGUCAAGCCGCCAAGAUGCACGUCCCUUCGUUGCAAACAAAAAUCUGUAAUCGCAAAGAAGAUUACGAUUCAGUGGGGCUUCGCUUUCUGGAAGAUAUAAAGGUGGAGAUCGGAAAGUGGUCCACUAACAAAAAAGGGGAAAAAUAUAAAAAGAAAAAGGUAUGGAGUGGAUCCACGCGCCUUAGGGAUGAUCCUAGAUCGUUGUUUGAUUAA
Dovyalis caffra is the source of this 252-nucleotide messenger RNA. Lineage: Eukaryota; Viridiplantae; Streptophyta; Magnoliopsida; Malpighiales; Salicaceae. The record is from the annotation of a GenBank genome assembly.